AUGACGACGGCGGCGGCCGCAGUGCAGCAACUCUUGUUCAGCCACAUGGGAGUUGGACCCCGAGUUUCGCAUCGUCACCUCUUCUCGUCCUCAGUGCUUGCGUCCCUCGAGUCAAAACAAGCGCUCCUUACCCACGCUUGUCGUUCACAAUGUGCCGGUGUUGUUCAAGACGUUCUAAUCUUUCUAGCGCAAACGUUGUCGGAGCCGCUCUUUCUUCGCGAGCUUCGGCUACCGCAACACGAAUUUGCCAUGCAUCACUGGGCCAACUACCUUCGUGCGCAACAACAGCUCCAUGCCACGGCGUACGCAUCUCUACAAGACUACCCCCUCGUUACCUUCUUCCGAGGUGUCGGUCGGCACGCCGAGAUGGCAAGGGAGAUUCUCGAGCUUCUCUUGACCCAACCCGACAUUGCCAUGGCGCGCGAAUGGGUGGUCGAAGCCACACGAUUGCUCAAAGCAUCUCCCCAGCCAACGUGGCUCGAAACCCAAGUUGAGCAAUACUUUGCUCUGCAGCAAUUGAUUCGCGACAUUGAAGCGGAGGACUCUGCCUUGGCGCCGGCAGCACACGAGCUCGCGACCUUUGCCGACCAGCGCAUGUUUACGCAGGGGCUGAACUGGGGCAAGCGGCAUGUCCAGCUCACUGCGUCCAGGAUUUUGAUUCGGAAACACGAACCCGAUAAAGCCGAGCGCUCCAUGAACCCUUUCUUGGACAUGCGAACCGACUGCAUCAUGUUGGCGGCCGACAUGCAAGUAUUCUGUCGGCACCACUCGUCCAGCACGCACGCGGCAUCCCUCGAUCGGCCGUACUGCCUCGAGCUUGUCCGAUCCCAACCAAACGCCUCCACGGACGUGGCGCUCUUGCUCGAUAUGUGGACCGAACACGCUCGAAAUGCAUGGCUGGCAGCGCUCCAAGCCAACAUCACUCGCCUCAGCAUGGACCCGCUCUGGUUGAAGCACCCGCGCCCUCUCCUCGACCCAGCCAUGACCACGAUUGCCCACCUCCUUCGGUAUAUCUUGCUGUACCCGUCCAGCGACUCGCGCGACUGCCGCUUUCGCGACGCAUGCCGCGUCGAUGCGUCCAGGUCGUUGUACUUGCAGCUGUGCGUGUAUGGUCAGCUCCAGCAAUGGGAUGCCGUCGUCGAGCUGACGCGACCUGGAAAGGUCAAGCGAAUAUUCACGGCGCAGCCGCAGUCGUCGAUCGGGUUCGGACCGUUCAUCGACGUUUGUAUGGCCCACAACGCCCCGCCACAAGUGCUUGCGUUGUACCAGACUCUGUACGCAAAGCAAUCAAACAGGGGGUGGCAGUGUCGGCGCCGCGCAUGACACGAGCCACGCGGGUGUGUUGUCAUGAACGCCAGCGGCGGUGUGCGCUUCCGCCGCUCGAUGGUAUGUUUCCAGGGGAGAGCGGCGCGCGUACGACAUCUCGUUGGACGAGGAGAUCGCCGGAUAUCCAAGCGACGUCCAUGAUUGCGACGUGGUAGUGCAUGGAUCGAUUCCCGUUGUCAAAACAUCGUUGGGUUUCGUUGUGGCAUUUUCCAUGCUGCUCCAAGUGCGGGGUUAUCAAAACGGCAACGACCGCGCUCGUCGGCGGCAUGGGACCGAUGCCCACCGUCAUCGGUUGCUGAAAGACGAGACGAGUGCCUUGGAAAGGACGUCGUGUCGCCAGGCUCGACACGAUCGGUGGUUGUGCGCUAGUUUGAUGUCGCCAUGGCCGAUGACGCGGUGUGGAGAAGCACGCGUUCGAUCCAAUGGGUCCUUGUCGAAUCG
Molecule: messenger RNA, 1767 nt
Organism: Aphanomyces invadans
Lineage: Eukaryota; Oomycota; Saprolegniomycetes; Saprolegniales; Verrucalvaceae
Exons: 3
Coding region: 1-1323 (440 amino acids)
Biological process (GO): intracellular protein transport; vacuolar transport
Cellular component (GO): cytoplasm
Source: RefSeq, a predicted model, not a curated record